Aspergillus ochraceoroseus IBT 24754 is the source of this 2132-nucleotide messenger RNA. RefSeq names its product chitobiosyldiphosphodolichol beta-1,4 mannosyltransferase. The record is from RefSeq and is a predicted model, not a curated record. Gene Ontology annotation, cellular component: endoplasmic reticulum. NCBI's taxonomy places the organism in Eukaryota, Fungi, Ascomycota, Eurotiomycetes, Eurotiales, Aspergillaceae. The transcript has 3 exons. Gene Ontology annotation, molecular function: mannosyltransferase activity. Bases 359 to 1738 code for a protein of 459 amino acids.
AUUAUCUUCCAUAUGUUCAUCUAGGACGCUCAUUAACUCGCGUUAUUCAUCUCCAAUGCCAUGUUCUUUGCCUUCAGGCCACACUGAAGCAGCUCUACUCGUUUCUCUCUACGUGACGCGGGGUGGAUCGGGCCAGCUUGCCUUCGCCUUGCGAUUUGGACUCCGCCAAUUCAACACAGAGCCUCUGGGGCACUCUUGAGCUCGAAUUUUGCGACGCCCCUCCAGAAUCCGAGUCGCAGGUUUCUGUUCCUGCUUUUCCCCUUCAAUUGGGUUCAGACUUGUCCUUGGCCCUGGCUGAUGAUGCUGAAGCAAUAGUCGCUCCUCUUCCAUUAUUGACUAGCCGCACUCUUCGUCCGCCAUGAUCGAAAGCGUGGUAGAAGUCGCCUUUUACAUUUCGACGGCGGUGACCGUAUUCAUUUUCAUGCUACCCUCCCAAUACCAACCACAGCGCCCCAGCAGUAAAGAUGUUUCUGACGAGCCCAAGACUACCGCGCAGGUCCUGGUGUUAGGUGACAUCGGACGUAGUCCGCGCAUGCAAUAUCAUGCAUUGAGCAUCGCCAGAGGUGGUGGUCAGGUCGACAUCAUUGGAUACCAAGAGUCGGAGGUCCACCCGGAGAUUUCGUCCCACCCUAGGAUAUCCAUUGUGCCCCUACCUCCCCAUCCGUCCUAUCUACAAACGAGUAACAAGAUCCUCUUCCUCCUCUUCGGGCCCUUGAAGGUCCUAUUUCAAAUGGUAUCUUUGUGGUGGGUCCUGGCAUAUCGUACAAAACCUGCCAAAUGGCUUCUUGUCCAGAACCCACCUUCUAUUCCAACUUUAGCGAUCGCGUCACUCGUCUGCUUCUUUCGGCAAACCCGCCUAAUCAUUGAUUGGCAUAACUUUGGAUACACUAUUCUGGCUCUGAAGCUUGGGGGCAGUCACCUGUUGGUCAGGCUUUCGAAGUGGUACGAGAAAGUGUUUUGCAAAUACGCCUCUGCGCACUUUUGUGUAACCAAGGCCAUGGCAUCAGUCCUGAAAAAUGAAUUUGCCCUAAGCAUGCCUAUUUUGCCGCUGCACGAUAGGCCAGCAAGUGAUUUUCAACCGAUUUUAAAUGUCGAAGAACGCGAAAAGUUCCUUCUGUCUCUACCGGAGACAGCCCCCGUGCGCCACUUGAUUAAAGAUGGUAAUCUCAAAGUGAUUGUCAGUUCGACCUCCUGGACCCCGGACGAAGAUUUUUCGCUCCUCAUCGAUGCUCUGUGCCAAUAUUCGAAAUUGGCAAGCACGACAAAGCUUGAUCUGCCUCAAAUUCUUGCGAUCAUUACGGGCAAAGGGCCCCAGCGUGAUAUGUACGUCGAACUCAUUUCAGAAUUGCAAAAAGCUGGCAAACUCAAAAAGGUCACAAUCUGCACCGCAUGGCUGAGUACGAGCGACUAUGCACGUUUGCUAGCUUCCGCAUCCCUAGGUGUCAGUUUACACACUAGUAGUAGCGGCGUUGAUUUGCCCAUGAAAGUUGUGGAUAUGUUCGGUUCUGGAUUACCUGUGGUUGGAUGGGACCGUUUCGAGGCGUGGCCUGAACUGGUAACCGAGGGGGUCAAUGGGAGAGGCUUUGGAAGCUCCAACGAACUUGCAGAACAAUUGGUUGACCUUCUUGGAAACCCAAAUAAACUUGAGAAGCUCCGUACCGGUGCACGGAACGCAAGCGCUCACCGUUGGGAAGAUGAGUGGAAUCCGGUAGCCGGGAAGCUUCUAGGGCUUCUAUGAUGCAACCCCAAUCAGUGAUUCAUAGCCUGACGGUUUAAGGGUCAUAUAGGUUUAAGCACGAUUGGCUUUAUCCACUAUGGACGAAACUUUCCAUUGCAGUAGAUACAGGUAUCAAACACGCUUGACAGGUUGUUGUAGGUUUGUUGGAUAUUCUGAGGUGUGGAGAGGCCAAUCAGGCCCUCGUCGAGGUAUUCGCUUUUGCACACGGAGCAGAACUUGGAUACCCCAGGUUCCUGGAUCGCGAGAAAUGUCAGAUUACACCGGACUAUAUAUUUGUCAGCAAGGGCUCAACUUUCAGCGCCAUAGAUAAUAGACCACGCUUUCUACACACCAAAAACAUGACCAGCAGCACACUGUGCUUCCUUGGCGGAGUCCCAAGCAAUACCAGCAUCGC